AUGGGGCAAGCUCUAAGUAUCAAGAGCUGUGACUUCCAAGCAGCAGAAAACAAUGAGGAGCACCACACCAAGGCCAUCAGCUCCCGGCACCUUAUUCUGAGGAGGGGACAGUCCUUCACUAUCACCCUGAACUUCCGUGGCUCAGUCCACACAUUUCUGUCUGCCCUGAAGAAAGUGGCUCUCAUUGCACAAACUGGAGAGCAGCCCUCCAAGGACAGCAAGACCCAAGCCAUCUUCCCCAUCUCCUCUCUGGGAGACCCAAAAGGAUGGAGUGCGGUCGUGGAGGACAGAGGUGCCCAACACUGGACCAUUUCCGUGACCACACCUGUGGAUGCUGUCAUUGGCCGCUACUCACUCCUCCUUCAGGUUUCGGGCAGGAAACAAUACCCCUUGGGCCAAUUCACGCUCCUUUUUAAUCCCUGGAAUAGAGACGAUGCUGUAUUUCUGCAGAAUGAGGCUCAACGCACCGAAUAUGUAUUGAACCAGAACGGCCUUAUCUACCUGGGCACAGCAAACUGCAUUCAGGAAGAGCCCUGGGACUUUGGUCAGUUUGAGAGAGACAUCGUGGACCUCAGCCUGAACUUACUGAGUGUGGACAGGCAAGUGGAAGACUGGAGCCAGCCUAUACAUGUGGCCCGUGUGCUGGGAGCCUUGCUGCAUGAACUCAAGAAGAGGAGUGUCCUGCCUGUUCCACAGACCCAGGCUGCCCAGGAAGGGACCUUGCUGUACAAACGACGGGGCAGUGCGCCCAUUCUGCGGCAGUGGCUCACUGGCCAAGGACGACCAGUGUAUGAGACUCAGGCCUGGGUGUUUGCUGCUGUUGCUUGCACAGUGCUACGCUGCCUGGGCAUCCCAGCACGCGUCGUUACCACAUUUGCUUCAGCCCAGGGUACCAACGGGAGCCUGCUGGUGGAUGAGUACUACAACGAGGAGGGGCUCCAGAAUGGAGAAGGACAGAGGGGCCGUAUCUGGGUCUUCCAAACUUCUGUGGAAUGCUGGAUGAACAGACCUGAUUUGCAGGGUUAUGAUGGGUGGCAGAUUCUGUACCCAAGAGCAUCUAAUGGAGUUGGAGUUCUGGGAUCCUGCAUUCUGGUCCCGGUCCGAGCAGUCAAGGAUGGGAAACUGCAGCUGGACCCGGCAGUAUCAGACCUCUUUGCUUCAGUAAAUGCCUCGUGUGUGAUCUGGAAGUGCUGUGAAGAUGGGAAAUUGGAGCUGACCGACUCCAGCCAAAAGUAUGUUGGCGAGAACAUCUGCACCAAGGUCGUGGGCAGUGACCGCUGCGAAGACAUCACUCAGAACUACAAGUAUCCUGCAGGGUCUCUUCUAGAAAAAGAGGUACUGGAGAGAGUCCGAAAAGAGAGAAUGAAACACAGAAAAGACAGUGGCCUGAGCCCUCCUAUCUGUGAGCCUGUUGAUCCUCUGCACCUCUCCUUGGAAACAACUAAAUCUAUCCCACCGGGAGGAAACGGUGGGGUCUCGGUGAUCCUGGUUAACCCCACAGACAAGGAGAAGGACGUGCAUCUGGUGAUUGCCAUCCAGGCUGUGUACUACAAUGGAGUCUUUGCUACUUAUCUCUGGAAACAGAAGCAGUCUUUCAUACUCAGACCCAACGAGGUUCUGAAAGCAUCCACCCCCCUGUCUUUCUCCUAUUUUGAACAAACCCUACCUGAGAACAGCUUCCUCAGGGUCACAGCAAUGGCCACACGCUCCGACACCAGCCUCAGCUGCUUCGCUCAGGAAGACAUGGCCAUCAGUAAACCACACCUUGCCAUCAAGAUGCCGAAGAGAGCGGUGCAGUAUCAGCCUCUCACCGUCUCAGUCAGCAUGCACAACUCCUCAGAGUCUCCCAUGCAGAACUGCGUCAUCUCCAUCUUUGGAAGGGGACUCAUCUACAGAGAGAAGAAAUAUGGAUUAGGUUCUGUGUGGCCAGGAAACAGCCUUCAUGCUCAAUUCCAGUUCACACCAACACACCUGGGGCUCCAGAGGCUCACUGUGGAAGUAGAUUGUGACAUGUUCCAGAACCUGACCGGCCAUAGCAGUGUCCUUGUGGUGCCCCGACACUCCCGUUUAAACCGAAAACAACCCUCAAACCACCUGCUAAAGCCAGACACACUCUGGAGAGAAACUCUGCCUCUCAGACAAAUGAAUCUCCACUAA
Messenger RNA from Psammomys obesus (fat sand rat), 2157 nucleotides. RefSeq names its product erythrocyte membrane protein band 4.2 (gene Epb42). Gene Ontology annotation, biological process: peptide cross-linking. Gene Ontology annotation, molecular function: protein-glutamine gamma-glutamyltransferase activity. Bases 1 to 2157 code for a protein of 718 amino acids. The transcript is spliced from 13 exons. NCBI's taxonomy places the organism in Eukaryota, Metazoa, Chordata, Mammalia, Rodentia, Muridae. The record is from RefSeq and is a predicted model, not a curated record.